UCUUUGGGCCGAUCACCAAAUGGGCCAAAUUGAAGAAAUAAUCUCCCUUUGAAAAAACGUGGUUUCACAUUUUAUUUAAGAGCACGUUUUAUGUAUUAAAACGCGUUUUUCUCCCCAUUUGAGCAGAUUGACUAAUAUCACUCUCCCCUUGUGAUACCGUUUGAAUUUUCCCCCAAUUCUUCAUGCCCUAAUUGUGACAUUUUAUUUGAAUCAUAAUCCCAUGUAGUCGCCAUACAGAACGUUGCUUCCUGGUAUUUUGUUUUCGGCACUUUUCAGCGCCCUCGAAAUGCUUCUGCUAUAUGGAAAUUCUACCGAAUGCAGCUGCCCAGCUUAGGAAAAUGACCCAACUUUCUGAGAAUAAUGGCAUAUGAGACACGAGAUAAAAUGAGCCAAAAAGGAAAACACCGAAUAUUGAUGGUGUCCGACUUUUUCUACCCCAACUUUGGUGGUGUAGAAAAUCACAUUUACUAUCUAUCUCAAUGCUUGAUAAAACUUGGCCACACGGUAGUUGUUAUGACCCACGCUUAUGGAAAUCGUUCUGGAGUGAGGUACAUGACCGGUGGAUUGAAAGUCUAUUACGUACCAUGGAAACCGUUUCUCAUGCAGAAUACACUGCCUACAUUUUACGGAACACUUCCAAUCGUAAGAACGAUUCUGCUACGAGAAAGGAUAUCGUUAAUUCAUGGCCAUCAAGCCUUUUCAACUCUAUGUCACGAAGCUCUCAUGCACGCACGCACAAUGGGCUACAAAGUCGUCUUUACGGACCAUUCACUUUAUGGUUUUGCCGAUGUGGGAAGUAUUCACAUGAACAAGGUUCUGCAGUUUACUCUCGCUGAUGUCAGCCAGGCGAUUUGUGUUUCUCAUACGAGUAAAGAAAAUACAGUUUUGAGAUCUGGGCUGCCGCCCGAAAGGGUUUUUGUUAUUCCAAAUGCUGUGGAUACAGCUAUGUUCAAGCCUCCUCGAGAAAGACUUGGCAGUAGUGAAAUUGUUAUUGUUGUUAUAAGUCGGUUGGUUUAUAGAAAAGGGGCAGAUCUACUCGUUGAAGUGAUACCUGAAGUGUGUGCUUUGCAUCCAAAUGUACGUUUCAUUAUCGGGGGAGAUGGACCUAAAAGAGUGCGGUUAGAGGAGAUGAGGGAAAAACACUCUCUUCAAGAUCGAGUCGAUAUGCUGGGUGCGGUCCCACAUGCUAAAGUACAGUCAGUUUUGGUUAGUGGACAUAUAUUCUUAAACAGUUCCUUAACAGAGGCAUUCUGUAUAGCUAUAUUGGAAGCUGCUAGUUGUGGAUUAUUAACCGUCAGUACACGCGUGGGCGGUGUCCCAGAGGUUCUUCCGGAUGAUAUGAUUGUUCUUGCAAAGCCAGAUCCUAGUGACAUGGUACAGGCAAUUACAAAAGCGAUACACUUGCUUCCACAAAUUGAUCCACAAGCAAUGCACUGUCGUGUGAAGAAACUCUAUAGUUGGUACGAUGUUGCCAAAAGGACAGAGAUUGUGUAUGAACGUGCUUUCAAUUGUUCCAAUCAGAGUCUCGUAGAACGUUUACCGAGGUACCUCUCGUGUGGUGCGUGGGCAGGCAAGCUAUUUUGCUUGGUCAUGAUCAUUGAUUUUCUGCUAUGGCAUCUUUUGCAAAUGUGGAAGCCCGAUAAGGAAAUCGAGGUUGUGCCUGAGAUUGAUUUCGCAAGUCGUCCAAGUGAAGAAGCGGCAUGGGAUUCCUCUACAGAUGAGAGUUAGGAAAUGGUGCGCUUGCUUUAACGGCCGGAUUUUUCGAAUUCAAGAAUCAGUGUAGAAGAUUAGUGUGGCGUUUUGGUAAAUUUCGAUCGUUGUUAGUGUACCUGUUUGCAAUACUCACACGCUAUAGGUAAUGGUUGUGUAGAUUUAUGGUGCAAAAUUACUCGGGUGUAUUUAAUCCAGUAUAAUGUGAGCGAUACUACUAUUAAAAAAUGUUGUAUACCACCUCAUGCUUUGACAUUUGGCAACAAUUUGUGACUUUGCUCGGAACUUAAAUUAAUAUUUUAUUCUCAAAU
Erythranthe guttata (spotted monkey flower) is the source of this 2021-nucleotide messenger RNA. RefSeq names its product UDP-Glycosyltransferase superfamily protein (gene SETH2). Lineage: Eukaryota; Viridiplantae; Streptophyta; Magnoliopsida; Lamiales; Phrymaceae. The record is from RefSeq and is a predicted model, not a curated record. Gene Ontology annotation, molecular function: phosphatidylinositol N-acetylglucosaminyltransferase activity. Gene Ontology annotation, biological process: GPI anchor biosynthetic process. Gene Ontology annotation, cellular component: glycosylphosphatidylinositol-N-acetylglucosaminyltransferase (GPI-GnT) complex.